Molecule: messenger RNA, 948 nt
Organism: Colletotrichum lupini
Lineage: Eukaryota; Fungi; Ascomycota; Sordariomycetes; Glomerellales; Glomerellaceae
Exons: 1
Coding region: 1-948 (315 amino acids)
Source: RefSeq, a predicted model, not a curated record
AUGGAGCGCCCCCACCGUCCUCCGCCGCUCACAAUCCCCCCGCCGCCCCGAAGCCGGACCCGAGUCCGGAGACCUCGCCGUCCCAACGCACAACAGGCGCGACAGUUCAAGCGAUGGCUGCUCCGCGCCCAAAUCGCCAAUGACGUAGCGCACGUCGCCGCCGCAUCGAUACUCUUAUGGAUCAUGUCGUGGUUCCUCUACAACGUCUCGUUUCCUUUGACAUAUCCCGCAGGGUUCGUCGCCAUAUCUCCUCACAUCUACUAUCCACGCGAUAUUCAAUACAUACUGACCGUGAUAAAUAGCCCCGCCGCCAUUGCUCUGAUCGCGAUCCUCUCCACAGACAUUCUCCUCGACGCCCGCUCAAUAGUCCACGCUCACGACCCCUGGCCAGGCUGGACCCUCCUCAUCCGCCUCGUCCUAGGCGCCUCCCUCAUCGCAAUCUUCUGGGUCUAUAUCUCCCUCGGUGACGUCUUUGCGCGCGGGUUCACGUACUGGGGUAUGUCCGACAGCUAUGGCCGCGUGCUGGCGUACAUGUUCCUCUGGGGCAUCGGGCUCUGGGACUUGCUUUUUGUAUUACUGUGUCGGCAUUGGCUGGGCAAGGAGGUCAAGAGGUACGGGGAGAAGGCGAGACAGGUGUUUGGGAAUGAGAAUGGGAGAAGGAGGGGGAUUAGAGGGAGGAUGUCGCCUGGUGGGAGCGCGAUGAGACUUGGGAGUGCGGGUGGAGAGCGCCCCGAGCGGAUUGGUGUCGUCGAUCUCGAGGCUGCGAGGCCUGUUGAGGAGGGCGACGGCGGUGAUGUCGGUAGGGAGAGGGUUGGGUUACCUGUGAGGAUGGGCGUGAGAAGAGUCAAGAACAGCGUGAGCGCGAGCGUCAACUCCGUCGCGAGUGGGACGGGGCCGGGGAAUGGGAUGGGAAACGAGGAUUCACGCCACCUCCGCCUGCAUUUAUGA